AUGGGAGACUGUAAGGGAAUCUCCACACCAGCAACUCCAAAAGAUAAGAUGUCUGCUAUACAAAGCCGCCCAAUGAUUGAUCCCACGUUAUAUCAGAGUACAGUAGGUGGAUUGCAAUACUUGAGUUUAACCCGACCCGAGGUCUGUUAUUCAGUUCACAAGGUUUCUCAGUUUCUUCAUGCACCUACUGAGGAUAAUUGGUGUUCGAUUAAGCGUAUAUUGAGGUAUCUCAAGCACACUGUUGGUUAUGGUCUUUACAUCUCCAAAUCAGCAAAUACAGAUUUGAAUAUAUAUACUGAUGCUGAUUGGGUGAGUGACAUUGAUGAUCGCAAGUCUACCACAGGUUAUGCUAUUUUCAUGGGCAUAAAUCUCAUAUCUUGGAAUUCCAAGAAACAACAAACAGUUGCUCGUUCAUCAACAGAGACUGAAUAUUGA
Molecule: messenger RNA, 435 nt
Organism: Manihot esculenta (cassava)
Lineage: Eukaryota; Viridiplantae; Streptophyta; Magnoliopsida; Malpighiales; Euphorbiaceae
Exons: 1
Coding region: 1-435 (144 amino acids)
Source: RefSeq, a predicted model, not a curated record